AUGGAGGCCUGUGCUCUUUUUCAUUUUGCUUUGCUUCUGUUGCUGGGACGACGGGCUUUGGGAGAAAUUCGUUACUCCAUUGCCGAGGAGGUCAAAGACGGAACUGUUGUUGGAAAUAUUGCAAAGGAUCUGGGCCUUGAUAUAAGCUCUUUGGUUGGUCGGCGGUUCCGAGUGGUAUCCGAAUCGAAGGAGGCCUUUUUUGAGGUAAACCAGCACAAUGGGGUGUUGUACGUGAACAAGAGAAUAGACAGAGAUGACUCGUGUCAGGGCAGCGGCGCCUGCCUCUUUGAGCUUAAAGUCAUCGUGGAAAACCCUUUGGAAAUACAUUAUGUCGUUGUGGAAAUCACCGAUGUGAACGACCACGCCCCCGUUUUUAUUGAAAAGGAGCAAACAUUUGAAAUAGCUGAGCACACGUUGCCUGGUAAACGAUUCCAGCUGCAUGCUGCGCAUGAUCCUGACGCAGGGAUCAACUCCAUCCGAGCGUACACUUUGACGUUAAAUGAACAUUUUGAAGUAGAUGUCCGCCAGAGUGAUGAAGAUAAAAUUCCAUUUUUGGUCCUGAAGAAAUCUCUGGACCGUGAAAAAAAGGCAAAACACUCGCUGGUACUCACCGCGGUGGAUGGAGGGAAACCUCCACGGUCGGGAACUCUAAAUGUGUCCAUACAUGUCCUUGACAGCAAUGACAAUAGACCCAUUUUUAGCCAGGAUAUUUAUGAAAUUACAAUAGCAGAAAAUAUCCCGAUUAGUACUUCAAUAUUUAAAAUAAAUGGUACAGACCCAGAUGAAGGUAUUAAUGGGGAAAUUGAAUAUAGCCUUGCAAAGACAUUAAAGAAAAACGUUUACAGUGUUUUUGAAGUGGAAAAGUCAACAGGGGUGAUUAGAGUAAAAGGGAAAGUAGACUAUGAAGAAAAUGACAUUUAUAAACUAGACAUUGAAGCAUCGGACAAGGGAACACCACCUCUGACAGGUGAGUGCAGAGUCAUUAUAAAGAUAAGAGACAUGAAUGAUAAUGUUCCAGAAAUAGAAGUGACGUCACUUUCAAAUAGUGUGCCUGAAGAUUCGAAACCUGGUACACUUAUUUCCCUCAUUAGUGUGAAGGAUAAAGACUCGGGUGUUAAUGGCAAAAUUAUCUCCACCAUAACCAAUGGUGUUCCUUUUGAAUUAAAGCCAUCCUACAAAGAAAACGUCUUUUCAGUGGUGACUAAAGAAUUUUUGGACAGAGAGGAGGUGUCUCAAUAUGAAAUCACAAUAAAAGCCACUGACUGUGGUGAGCCUCCUUUAUCAGCUGUAAAAUCUCUCAAGAUUCAGAUAUCAGAUGUGAAUGAUAACAGUCCACACUUUGAACAGAACCCAAUGGAGUUUUAUUUAACAGAGAACAAUGCAGCUGGGAAUUCCAUUUUCCAAGUCAGUGCGACAGACAAAGAUAUAAAUAACAAUGCAGCUAUUUCAUAUCAUAUUGUGAGAGAGGGAAACCGGAAUGACAUUAUGUCAUUUCUAAACAUCAAUUCAGAGAAUGGACAUAUAUCAGCCCUAAAAAGUUUUGACUUUGAGACGCUGAAAAGUUUCCAGUUCCAAGUGGUGGCCAGCGAUGGAGGGAGUCCUCCUCUGAGCAGCAACGUGACCGUAAAGGUGUUCAUCCUGGAUCAGAACGACAACGCUCCAGUUAUCCUGUAUCCAGUCAGCUCCAAUGGUUCUGCCCAAGGUGUGGAGGAGAUUCCCCGCAACAUCAAAGGGGGAGACUUGGUGACCAAAGUGCGAGCCUACGACGCCGACAUCGGCUAUAACGGCUGGUUGCUCUUUUCGCUGCAGCGAGUCAGCGACCACAGUCUGUUUUCUUUGGACCGCUACACGGGCCAGAUCAGAACACUUCGCUCCUUGACGGAGACGGACGAGGCCGAGCAUCGCCUAGUCGUCCUGGUCAAAGACAACGGCAACGUGUCGCUCUCUGCGACGGCUACGUUGACCGUCAAACUCGUGGAGCCCAAAGAGGCUUUUGCGGCUUCCGACGUGAAAAGUGCGGCCACGGUGGACGAGGAGGACAGUGUGACUUUUUACCUGAUGAUCACUUUGGGCGCGGUGUCGCUCCUAUUCGUCAUCAGCAUCGUGGUGCUGAUCGCCAUGCAGUGCUCCAAAUCCAGCGAGUACACUUCCAAAUAUCUGCAAGAAACCAAUUAUGAUGGCACGCUGUGUCACAGCAUCCAAUACAGAUCGGGAGACAAACGCUACAUGUUAGUUGGCCCUAGAAUGAGUAUCGGCUCCACCAUUGUUCCGGGCAGCCACGCAAACACGCUGGUGCUCCCUGACAGGAGACACGCUUCUGGUGAGGUAAGAAAGACCAUUUUUUUACCUCGGUGA
Syngnathus typhle (broad-nosed pipefish) is the source of this 2355-nucleotide messenger RNA. RefSeq names its product protocadherin alpha-8-like. The transcript has a single exon. Gene Ontology annotation, cellular component: plasma membrane. The record is from RefSeq and is a predicted model, not a curated record. Gene Ontology annotation, biological process: homophilic cell-cell adhesion. Gene Ontology annotation, molecular function: calcium ion binding. NCBI's taxonomy places the organism in Eukaryota, Metazoa, Chordata, Actinopteri, Syngnathiformes, Syngnathidae. The coding region runs from base 1 to 2355 and encodes 784 amino acids.